Synchiropus splendidus (mandarinfish) is the source of this 951-nucleotide messenger RNA. It is a transcript of the gene nudt1, whose product is annotated as nudix (nucleoside diphosphate linked moiety X)-type motif 1. Gene Ontology annotation, molecular function: 8-oxo-7,8-dihydroguanosine triphosphate pyrophosphatase activity. The transcript is spliced from 5 exons. Gene Ontology annotation, biological process: DNA protection. NCBI's taxonomy places the organism in Eukaryota, Metazoa, Chordata, Actinopteri, Syngnathiformes, Callionymidae. Bases 179 to 676 code for a protein of 165 amino acids. The record is from RefSeq and is a predicted model, not a curated record.
AACUCAAGAACACAUUUUAUAAGGUCCUUAUAAUAAGGAGAAAGUGCAUGGUUUCUAGUCGGUGUGUUUUUGCCGUGACACCAUGCACCAUGCUUCGGUACCGCCAAAACAAGCCAUGUGACUGUCCUCAGUCAUCCCGCUCGGAGCCACGUUCUCAGUGUUUGUUUCGCCUGUGUUAAUGGAGGAAGGCAAAAAGAGAGAAGAGAUGCUGAGCCCCAAGCUGCUGACGCUGGUGCUGGUGGUCCGGCCCACCAGGGUUCUGUUGGGCCUGAAGAAGAGAGGGUUUGGGGAAGGAAAGUGGAAUGGCUUUGGAGGAAAGGUUCAACGUGGAGAGACGAUCGAGCAGGCAGCGAGGAGAGAGCUGCUUGAGGAAAGUGGUCUCACCGUGGAUGCUCUGGAGAAAGUGGGAAACAUCAAAUUUGAAUUUGUUGGAGAGACACAGCUGUUGGACGUCCAUGUUUUCAGAGCAGACAGUUACAAUGGCGACCCGACGGAAUCUGAAGAGAUGAGGCCGCAGUGGUUUGAUCGAGACAAGAUUCCCUUUAGUCAGAUGUGGGCUGACGACGUGCUUUGGUUCCCCUUGUUGCUCCAGCACAAAAAGUUUGUCGGCUACUUCAAGUUUCAGGGUCACGAUGUGAUUCUCAGUCACACGCUGGAGGAGGUGGAGGCGCUCUGAGACGAGUGGAUCGCAGCUGCGGAACUGGUUUUAGCUGCCACACAAAUGUGGAGUCACUGUAAUGUCGCAAUCCGGUUAUGUUCUAUUCUGAAUCACAUUCCUGCUAAACUUUUUUUUUUUAAGAUGCAUUCAUAUUCCUAACCUUUCAGACCAAAUUCAUUUGUUGCACAAUGUGUCCUUCAAAUAAACAAUGUUAAACGUAUUUGGUUGUGCAAUAAAUUUGAGGGUUUUUUUGAAUAACCCAAAAAUAAAAAUGAGAAAACAUCCAUAAUAAA